This is a messenger RNA of Cherax quadricarinatus, 1663 nucleotides long. The record is from RefSeq and is a predicted model, not a curated record. Lineage: Eukaryota; Metazoa; Arthropoda; Malacostraca; Decapoda; Parastacidae.
GCGACGAUGACGAAGGCCGUGUUGGCCCCUUCGCGCUCUAACUUUUGCGAACGAGGUGGCAAAACUUAUAGCCAGGCAUCAUUAACGAGUACAUGCCGUGUGUAGUACGGUCAUUUUACCCCUCUGUAAAAUGUGUUCAGGUUGCUUCAUAGCGACGGUGGUGAUGAUUGUUGUCAUCUUUGUUGCCUGCCUUGUGUGGCGUCUGGUCGAUCGUGUCUUGUUCUAGGCAGCCUAUUGGCACAAGAUGGCAGUACUGUCUGCAGGUUCCAUAGCUGACAGGUGUUAUAAGACUUGCUUUUGUUGAAAAUAAUUAGCAGUGACCACCUGUGUAAGCCUAAGCAAUACCCACCACUGCAAACUUGGCCAGUAUCCACCACUGCAAGCUUGGGCAGUACCCAUCACUGCAAGCUUGGGCAGUAUCCACCACUGCAAGCUUGGGAAGUAUCCACCACUGCAAGCUUGGGCAAUACCCACCACUGCAAGCUUGGGCAGUACCCAUCACUGCAAGCUUGGGCAGUACCCAUCACUGCAAGCUUGGGCAGUACCCACCACUGCAAGCUUGGGCAAUACCCACUACUGCAAGCUUGGGCAGUACUCAUCACUGCAAGCUUGGGCAGUACCCAUCACUGCAAGCUUGGGCAGUACCCAUCACUGCAAGCUUGGGCAGUACCCAUCACUGCAAGCUUGGGCAGUACCCAUCAUUGCAUGCAGGCUUAGGCAGUAUCCACCACUGCAAGCUUGGGCAGUACCCACCACAGGCACAGACAUGGGCAAACACUCGGCCAAGAUGGGCACCAUGUCGUCGACAUACUAUGUGGAGCAUGGCUCCAAUAGACACAAAUACCUUGCGUUCCUCUCGUGCAGAAAGCGGCAAAGGAUUGCCCUCUAUCGCUACAGAUGCAUGUGUGGCCAUCGUCACUGUGGCAGUGUGUGCGUACAGAGAGGUGGAGCUGGCGUGAUGGGGGGUGUACUGUCCUCGUUCUUCCAGUCUGGCAGUGCACUCCUGGCGUCCGGCAACCAUCGAACCGUCUCCGAGACCACCAAGAAGAACAUCCGCAUCGUCUUCGACGCGUUGCGAGCCAACCCCAGAGUCACUGUUCAGCGGUUGGAGGGACUCCUCUCAACUAUCCCCAAGCUCCAUGGAAGGCAGGUGAGCUCUUGGUGGGCACCAAACUCCUGGCCUCUUUUGGGAAUCAUCUUCAGAUUGUAUCAAGCCAGCAAGGAUGUUGAGGAGCUGGAGAUUCUCCUCAAGGAGAUGAAAGAAUCCUGCCAGGAUAAUUCAUCCUCCCAGGUGAUGAUGGUUAUUCUGUGGGUCAAUGUGACAGUGUUGUACUACAUAUGGCGAUUCUUCCGUAGCAGGCUUCUCAAGCCACUAACACUUAACAGCACCAGUAACACAGUGGUGAGUUGUGAGCUAGUACCUCCUACCACUGAUGAUGCUGGUACCUCAACACCACUUCCCAACCCCAAUACCCUCCCCAACCCCAUCACCAUCCCCAAACCCAUCACCGUCCCCAAACCCAUCACCGUCCCCAAACCCAUCACCGUCCCCAAACCCAUCACCGUCCCCAACCCUACAGGGUAUGGAGUUUUUGUAGGCAAUGUGCCCGCUUUGUGCAGUUACAGGACUUUUAAAACAGCUUCUGCAGAAUCGGGCGUUUAA